Messenger RNA from Bacidia gigantensis, 1503 nucleotides. Its product is annotated as putative secondary metabolism biosynthetic enzyme. Bases 1 to 1503 code for a protein of 500 amino acids. NCBI's taxonomy places the organism in Eukaryota, Fungi, Ascomycota, Lecanoromycetes, Lecanorales, Ramalinaceae. Gene Ontology annotation, molecular function: pyridoxal phosphate binding; L-2-aminoadipate:2-oxoglutarate transaminase activity. The transcript has 2 exons. The record is from RefSeq and is a predicted model, not a curated record. Gene Ontology annotation, biological process: biosynthetic process.
AUGGAAGGCCAAAAGGAAAAGAGCACCAGCAUAGAGCCACUUCAGAGACCACACUAUAUCAAUUUGAAUUGGGGUAAACCAUCCCCCUCGCUCCUUCCCACGGAUGCCCUCCUCUCCGCGACCAGAGGGGUGUUGUCACAGCCAUCGAUAUGGGAGACAGCUCUUCUCUACGGCGCCAGCGACGGCUACAUGCCACUGCGACAGUCCAUCACCGCCUGGCUGCAUCGCUAUUAUGGCAGCAAGGAAGAUGCUGAACACAUAUGCAUCACGGGCGGUGCAAGCCAGAACCUUAUGAAUGUACUCGCAGUAUUGACAGAUCCUUUGCAAACCAGGGCGGUGUGGAUGACAAGCCCGUGCUUCUAUCUCGCUUGUCGCAUGUUUGAAGAUGCUGGACUUAGCGGCAAGCUGAAGGCUGUUAGGGAGAUGGAGGGGGGCGACCUUGAUCUUGAGGAGCUGGAGCGACGCAUGCAGGAGGUUGACGACAGCUCUCUCCAAGCAUUGAAAAGGGGCAAAAUCAACAACUUAGACCUCAAACCCCAACUCUCAUCCCGCAAGAUCUACUCUCACGUCAUCUACGUCGUUCCCACAUUCAACAACCCCUCAGGCAGGACGAUCCCGCUUCCUUGUCGAGAAUCGCUUAUGCACCUGGCGCGAAAACACAAUGCCCUAAUCAUCUCCGACGACAUCUACGACUGCCUGCAAUGGACCACUUCAGCCAAAAACGAUAUCCCAUCAGCAGACAGCACAAUGACAAACGGUAUCACCAUGGCAAAUGGCAACGCCACGGUAAACGGCAACAAUCAGCACCAGUCUGAAACCCCUACUACAACUUACGAUGCGCCUGACAUCUCGAACGCCGCCCCUACCCGCCUCGUCGAUAUCGACCGCGCCCUUCCCCUCCUAGCAACCGACCCCUCUGGCUUCCGCCACACCCUCAGCAACGGCUCCUUCAGCAAAAUAGUAGCCCCCGGCGUGCGCACAGGCUGGGUCGACGCCUCCCCCGCCAUCUGCGCCGCCUUGGCUUCAUGCGGGGCUUCCAUCUCGGGCGGGUGUCCAUCGGCGUUCAUGGCUGCUGUGAUGCACCAGCUCAUGGUGAGGGCGGAGGGGAGAUGGUUGAAUGAACACAUCGGGGGGACGUUGGUGCCGGCGUAUCGGCAGCGGAGGGGGGUGAUGGUGAGGGAGAUCGGCAACGUGUUGGGGCCGUUGGGGUGUAAGUGCGUUGAUGGUGGAGAAGGGGGAAGAGAGGCGCUCGUUGGGGGGUUCUUUGUGUGGGUUGCGUUGCCGGAGGGGCUCAAGGGGACUGAGGUGGCGCGCUCGGCGACAGAAUGGCAGAAUUUGGUUGUUUGUCCUGGAACGUGGUUCACUGUUACCGGUGAUGUGGGGAAGGAUGACUAUGAGGGGCUUUUGAGACUCUCUUUCAGCUUUGUGAGUGAACUUGAUCUGGUGGAAGGGGUGAGGAGGUUGGGAAACGUCAUUGAGGCUUUGCUGCAAGGCAAAGAGUAG